ACGUGUUUGCGUUUAUUGUGAUAUUGUAUAUAUGUUUUCAUACUUUUUUAAAUAACAAUCUCGUACUUUAUUAGUGGGCAAUGCAACAAAAUUAAAUACCGAUUGUUGCAAAGAAAUAUCAAUAUUUAACGUGUCAUAUUGAAGUGUACUCGUUAUUGAAGAUACACAAGUGGUUUAUAUAUUCGAACGAGGAAUUCUUCGUUGUUUUGUGAGAAAUGAAUACCCCUACGACUAGAGACUUUCCACGUAGACGCGAUGGAACACGUAGAAGAUCUAUACGACAAGCUUUAGCCGUAAUUCCUAUCAACAAUUCGACGUCUUCCCCUGGGGAAGCUAUUUCUACCGAAGUGAAUGCAAUGGAUAAUUUUUUAAACAGUAGACAUGGUUCUGACUCCUGGAGUCCUGCGCCCAGUCCCGAUGAGCUAGUAAUACAAAAGCGUGGACGUCGUCAUAGGACCAUAGUAUGGUCCCCUGAUCUUGAUGCAUGCAAAAGAAAUAGUCUUUUCAGCAUAAGCGCCAGAGAUCGUACUCCGGUAAAAAGUCCAACAAAAACUUCAAUGGUGUUAAGGAGUACACCUAGGAAAAGGCUUGCUCUUGACAAUGAUAAUGUGUCUCAAUAUACAACACCAGAAAGAAAGAAAAAGUCACAAAUCCUAUUGGAUGACAAUGAUUCGCAAACACAUUUUACUGGCAAUUUAGUAAACGGUUUGCGAGGUCUGAGUCAUGAACAAUUGGUGCAGAUGAUUACAGAUAUGGUGUCUAUGCAGGAGGAUGGUACUCUAGCCGAGCGUGAAAAGUUACGCAAUGUCCUUUUGAGAAAAAUGCCAAUAGCUGAUAUACAACCAUUAAUUGAUAUCUUAAACAAUUUAAUACAAAACAUUUACGCUAGUAUGGUGUCUCCUAAUUUGGACGAUUCAACAAACAAAUGUGCAUAUAUUCAUUUAGAUGCUUACCAGAAAACUAUUAUAGAUCAGGGAAAGAGACUAGUAGAAUCUCAGCACUGGACGUCGGUGAUGCAUUAUGUGUAUGCAGCGUGGAAUAUUACAAAGCAGUUAUUUAAGUGCGAAGAUCAAAAUCUUCGUAAUUUAGCGCGUAAAUGUUUUAAAAAUUUGACGCACUUUUGUUCUCAAGCUUUAAAAAGAGGAGACUUCUCAGCUCCAGUCUUAAAUAUGUUUGCUGACAGGCUUGAUGCUAUGGUCGACGAUUAUGAAGACAUAAAAGUUUGUCUGCAGUUCAUAAACGAAGUGAAAACCAACGAAAUUUAAGUACGUUUUAUCUGCAAAUAACAACGAAACUUAAAUACCUUUUUACAUCGUUAAUAUUAAACAAAGAUGCCAUGCGUAUUACAAGUGUUAACAUAUGUUUACAUACAUAUAUAUUUUUAAUAUAUACAGAUAUUUUAAUAUCGAUACUCGUCGUAUAA
Molecule: messenger RNA, 1423 nt
Organism: Colletes gigas
Lineage: Eukaryota; Metazoa; Arthropoda; Insecta; Hymenoptera; Colletidae
Exons: 5
Coding region: 216-1265 (349 amino acids)
Biological process (GO): nuclear protein quality control by the ubiquitin-proteasome system; proteasome localization
Cellular component (GO): nucleus
Source: RefSeq, a predicted model, not a curated record